AUGCACGUCGUUAUGGAGAAGAUCUACGAUGCCUUCUUGACCGUCAACAUCCUCAGCGGGACCGUAUCCACAUGCCAGCAACGGCACAAUCCGAAGACCCUAACUAUGGGGAUAAUUGGAGCAGCCUCCGAAGUGGUGUUCAAUAAGCAUGUACGGAGUAAAUGGGCCGAAAAAUUGGAGAAGGUAAAUUUCAUAAUAGUCACGGUGUUUGGGAAUUUUCCGUUAUCUUACAACAUUAUGGCCAUUGCAGCGGUGCAUCAAGUAAAAGCCUGCAUCACGUCAGCCUCGCCUCAACCGAGCCUCGUUGACCUCUUCAUAGCUCGGUACUUUCAUCCGUUCCUCCGUUUGAAUCCCAGUACCGCCGUUGCCAUGUCAAUGUCUCAUCUGCCAGAGCCAAACCCUCCUCAGGGGUUCGAGGUCAAACGCCGGAAGAUUCGCAAAGGGACCAGCAGCUGCUGGGAGUGCAAACGGCGCAAGAUCCGAUGCACGUUCGGCCCCACGUUGGACAAUAUCUGCGUGGGCUGCCAACGACGGGGCACUCGGUGUCUGAGCCAGGAGUUCCCUGAAGAAGCUUGUCCGCCUCGCGAUCGAUUCGGCCGCAUCGAGGCCCGGAUUGACCAAUUGGCCCAGACUGUUAGCGCUGGAAGCAGUACAAAUACAAAUAGAACUAGUUUGAGUAGUCGAGGAGAGAGACCCCCCACGUUCGGUCUCGCCAGGAUUCCCUCGCGGAGUUCCAGAGAGGUGGAAUCUGCAGGGGAUCUUGCGUCCGCCGAACCCUCGGUGGACGGAUUUCCCCUGGAGGAGGGCGGAAUUCCGCAGGACAGCAAUUUCCCCGAUCCUGGUUCUCAUUACCCCGACACGGCCAAGCAUGCCAAACUUUCCCAGGCGUUGCAUGCCGCUCUACCAUCACCGGAGGAUCUGGAGAUCAUGUUGAAGGCGGGCGCCCAUGUCUCCAUCUAUUUCCACCAGGUCAUGAUGGCCCCCUACUCCGACGUGGAGCGCGAUGGACUCGAUCUGCUGGGCACCGCGUGGCCGGACCCCGACACGCAUCCGGUGCUGCUCGCUAAGUACAUCUUCCUGCUAGCCAUCACUCUCCAGUAUGUCGAUCCCGAAUCCUAUGAGCAGAUCAACCGGAUGUCCGAGCCCCCGCGGGUUAUCAUGACCAGGCUCGCGAACACGGCCAUUGAUCGGGUCACGGCACAUGACGAACUGCUGGGAACCGUGGAAGGGUUGGAAUGUGUCGUCCUGGAGGGGAUUUACCAGGCAAACUGUGGGAACCUCCGCCGCGCCUGGAUUGCGUUCCGGCGAGCGAUGGCUCUCGGUCAGCUUAUGGGCAUCCACCGAGAUGGACACCGGCCGCUGAAAGUCAUCGACAGUCGCACGACCAAGGUUACUAACACUUCAUUCCUGUGGUAUCGCAUUGUCAAUACCGACCGCUUUCUGUGUUUGAUGCUGGGGCUGCCUCAAGGCUCGCUGGACCGAAGUAUGUCGGCAGAGUCUGCCCUCGCCCAGGACACGCCGAUCGGCCGUCUGGAGAGACUCCAUUGCACCAUCGCCUCCCUGAUUCUGGAGCGUAAUGAGAAGGACCCGGGCUCCUACAGCUUCGAGACCACGAAAGAGAUCGAUCUCAAACUGCAGGAGGCGGCCCAGACGAUGCCGAGCGGAUGGUGGCUCGGUCCCAACCUGCCGGCCGCCGCUGCCAGUCACGACGAGCAGACAGUAUUCUGGGAGAUGCUGCGACUUGUCAGUCAGCUCUUCCAUUAUAACCUGCUCAACCAGCUGCAUCUGCCAUUUAUGCUGCGCUUUACUUCCUCCGAGCGUCGCUAUGACUACACCCAAGCGACGUGUGUGAACGCCUCGCGUGAGGUGCUCACGCGUUUUAUCUCCUUCCGCAGUUUUAACCGAGUGCCCUAUUGCUGCCGUGCAGUCGACUUUUUCGCCCUGCAGGCAGCGCUGACCCUGUUACUGGCGCAUCUCGACAGCCACCGCCGCCGGGCCAGCACGGGGGAUCUGAGUUCCCUUGCCCACCAGCGCCUGAGCGACCGCGCCAUGAUGGAGCAAGUCGUCUGGAACAUGGACCAGAUCAACCAGGUGAGUCGCGAUGCUCUCAGUGCAAAAAGUGCCAGUCUGCUGCGCCGUCUACUGGCCAUCGAGGCCGAGGCGGCCUCUGGAAGUAGCUAUAUCACCCAGAACGAGCGAGCCUGCGAAGGACAGCCCCCGUCGCGUGCGCCGGACGAAAGCAAUGUCCUGCGCAUCCGCAUUCCGUAUUUUGGCACCAUCCGCAUUGCGCCCGAGUGCCUGAUAUCCAAGGAGGUAUCGCCGGAAGGAGCCGCGCUGUCGCUGUCCGAUAUUCCGGCCAGGACCGGCGUUGGUGGUGGUCAUGGAGCACCUGCUACGCCAACGCCAUCGGACACAAUCUCGAUGGAGAUGCCACAGGUGCCACCGCACGGGAACGAGCAGCAAGUGCAGGCCCAGCUCGAUGAUCACUCGCGAGGGGGUGAGACCACUGUGCCGUACACGGACCACGAUCGGGUGCAACAGCAAUAUCUGCAUCCGGGGCUGACGGCGGGCGUGGAUGACUGGGCUUUUCAGGGGGUUGAUAUGGCCUACUUCACCAGCUUGAUGGGAGGAUCGAUGUUGACAAACUCCUUGGGCAGCACAACCUGA
Messenger RNA from Aspergillus tanneri, 2667 nucleotides. RefSeq lists its product as uncharacterized. Gene Ontology annotation, biological process: DNA-templated transcription; regulation of DNA-templated transcription. The record is from RefSeq and is a predicted model, not a curated record. The transcript is spliced from 4 exons. Gene Ontology annotation, molecular function: DNA binding; zinc ion binding; DNA-binding transcription factor activity, RNA polymerase II-specific. Bases 1 to 2667 code for a protein of 888 amino acids. NCBI's taxonomy places the organism in Eukaryota, Fungi, Ascomycota, Eurotiomycetes, Eurotiales, Aspergillaceae.